CCGCCAUGUUGUUACAGGGCUCAUUUCGAUGUAUUGCAAGUUUGGGGAAGUAUUGGUGGCUGAAGAGUUGUUUAGGGAGAUGGAUUGGGUUGAUGUGGUUUCAAUGAAUGCUAUGAUUUCCGGGUAUUCUUCGAAUGGGUAUGUUGAGGAUGCGGUUGGGGUGUUUAAGGAAUUGAUUGGCUCAGGUGGGAAGCCUAAUCCGAGCACUUUUGUGGGUUUGAUCCCGGUGUUUUCGCCAUUUGGGCAUGAGUCUCUUUCUAGAUGCAUUCAUGGGUUUAUUUUGAAAUCUGGGUUUGAUCGGAAUUCGAGUGUAUCCACUGCUAUCACCACUGUUUACAUUAGAUUGAAUGAUAUGGAGGCAGCUAGGAUGGCAUUUGAUGUGAUGCCAGAGAAGACCAUGGCAUCAUGGAAUGCUAUGAUAUCGGGGUAUGCUCAAAAUGGCUUGACAGAAAUGGCAAUUAGCCUCUUUCAAGAAAUGCAGUCUCUCAAAGUUCAGCCGAAUCCAGUCACAACAGCGAGCAUCCUUUCUGCCUGUGCUCAACUGGGAGCACUCACGUUGGGGAAAUGGGUUCACCAAAUAAUCAACAGGGAGGGUGUUGAACCUAAUGUCUAUGUAUCGACAGCCCUGAUCGAUAUGUAUGCAAAGUGUGGAAGCAUCGGGGAGGCAAGAAGGAUUUUCGAUGCUAUGAGAGAGAAAAAUGAUGUUUCUUGGAAUGCCAUGAUAAUGGGCUAUGGUCUCCAUGGCCAAGGCCAGGAUGCCGUCAGACUAUUUCAGGAUAUGCUUUCGAGUAAUCAAAUUUGUCCAAAUGGAGUCACGUUUCUCUCGGUCUUGAAUGCUUGUAGCCAUGGGGGUUUGGUUGAGGAGGGUCGAAGAAUUUUUCAUUCUAUGGAUGGUGAUUAUAGGGUUAGACCGGGACCAGAGCAUUAUGCGUGUAUGGUUGACAUGCUUGGCCGAGCUGGGAAGCUCAAAGAGGCAUUGGAGUUUAUAGAGAGAGCUCCAAUUGAUGCAGGCCCUGGUGUUUGGGGUGCCUUGCUCGGUGCUUGCAAGAUUCAUAAAAACACGAGCCUUGCACAAUUGGCCUCGAAAAAGUUAUUUGAGCUCGAACCUGAGAACCCUGGUUACUAUGUUCUUCUAUCAAACAUACACUCAGCUAACAGAAACUAUUCAAAAGCAGCAACGGUCAGGGACGAAGUCAAGAGCCAGAGGAUGACAAAGACACCUGGAUGCACUUUGAUAGAGAUUAACAAUACAAUGUAUACAUUCACCUCUGGUGAUCGAUCACAUCCGCAGAGUGAAGCAAUUUAUGCAAAGUUAGAGGAAAUCACUGGGAAAAUGGUUGAAGCUGGAUACCGGGUUGAGACUGAUGCUGCAUUGUAUGAUGUUGAAGAGGAGGAGAAGGAGAGCAUGGUGAGAGUUCAUAGCGAGAAGCUGGCUAUUGCUUUUGGGCUUAUAAGCACUGAACCGGGCAGCGAGAUUAGGAUCAUCAAGAACUUGAGGGUUUGUUUAGAUUGUCACAAUGCGACGAAAUUUAUAUCAAAGGUUACUGAGAGGGUAAUCGUGGUGAGGGAUGCCAAUAGGUUCCAUCAUUUUAGAGAUGGAGUGUGCUCUUGUGGAGACUAUUGGUGAGAAUAAGCUUAUUUUUUUGUUUCACUUUUGGUUGAAGUACUUUAUUUGAUCAUGGAUUCUUGAGCAUCUUCUGAAUGGUAAGUAGAUCCAAGAUGGAAGUGAUGAUGAUAGUGAGGAUUACAGGAAAUGCAGUUAUAAUUAGGAUAUCAUCAAGGACUCGAGCUAUAAAAGAUUCUUGAGCUGUGUAUUGAUUGUAAUGACGGAAGAAUAAAUGUGUAGUGAAGAGAUCCAAGGGCAUGUAUCUUGGAAUGACAAAGGGUGAAGUUUGUUGGGAAAGAAGUCAGAAGAAGCUAUAUUUUGUAUGAAUGGAAUAAAUUCAAAGGGCUUGAAUUGAACAUGGUUAGCUUAUACAAGACAGGCUACGAAUAGUUGGAUCCAGCGUAAGCUUCCAAGAUUUCUUUCAAAGGUGAUCCCAAGGGAAUGAGAAUGGGGAGUCUAAAUAUGUAUAGCUAGCGGUUCUUCAAUUUUCAGUUCAAGCAGAGUUACCUUAGGCUUCCAAUCUGUAGCAGAGUGGGCAUAAUUCAAAUUUGACAUAAUCACUGUUUUAAUUAGUCAAUUUCCUUGUAACUGUAACACUUAAUAUAUUCAAAACUUUCUUAACUACUGCUUUAAGA
Asparagus officinalis (garden asparagus) is the source of this 2241-nucleotide messenger RNA. RefSeq names its product pentatricopeptide repeat-containing protein At4g30700. The record is from RefSeq and is a predicted model, not a curated record. The transcript has a single exon. Gene Ontology annotation, molecular function: zinc ion binding; protein binding; RNA binding. NCBI's taxonomy places the organism in Eukaryota, Viridiplantae, Streptophyta, Magnoliopsida, Asparagales, Asparagaceae. Gene Ontology annotation, biological process: RNA modification. Bases 29 to 1627 code for a protein of 532 amino acids.